GCCACUCAUUCCGCUUCCUGCUUCACAGUGCGGUUUGUUAUUAAAGCGUUGCUUUAAAUGUGACGGAAAAUGUUGACUGUCGGAGUUAAUGAAGUCGCCGCUUAAAAAGUCAUGCAUAAGAUGUCAGGGGUCCAUGAGUCACACAGGAAGCGCCGCCCCCCCAAAAUGUUUUUGAUCUCGACCGACCUGAAGAUCCAGGACCAGCUGGAGGGAACCAUUCGGCUGCAGCGGGGGUUCAUGUGCCAGGAGCAGGAUAAGAGCAGAGGCGACAGCCUUUGGGUUAAGGUGCUGGAUAAUGGCAAAAUGUUAAAACUAGAGAGGAGGUUCCUGCAUGAAAUCCCAGCUGAUCUGAGCGGCCUGUUGGAGCCGGUAUCUGAUCCAGAGACCCGCAUAAGGCUUCUACAUAAUCCCACGAAGCUGCAGCAGCUGGCCAAUUUGCCUUUGGAUGCUCUGCUAUGGGUCGAAAUAGGAAAGCAGGAUGAGCUGGCAGAGGCGGAGCUCAAAUAUGUCGGGCCGCUGACCAGAGGGAGCAGCGCUGUGGUUUUUGGCGUGCAGCUUAAGGGUUCAGCAGUAGGUAAAGGAAUAAGCAACGGUUCCUAUAAGGGCCAUCGGCUCUUCAGCUGCCCCGAUGGCUGCGCCCUCUUCGUCCCGAUCAGCCACAUCAGGCUCCGUCACUGGUCUCGAAGCAAUGGCUCCGACGCACAGGAGCGAGGCCGCGAUCGAGACCACCACCGCAGCAGCAACGAUUACCCCGUCAACGGUAACCCAAGUCAUCAUAAUCAGCAGGCCAGUCAUCACGUUAGCUUCCACCAGCAUCGCCCCAGCAGCCCUCCUCAGCCGCACGCCAUUGGCAUCCUCCCUCGAACAGCAGAGUCGGCACCUGUCACAGGUCAAAACCAGAUCCACGUCCGUGGUCUGUUGCCUUCACCAUUCCACAUUGGCCAGCGGGUGUGUUUCCCCCUGGAAGACGCUGUCUAUGCAGGGGAGGUGCGCUUCUGUGGUCCUCUGCCUGGCCGGUUCUCAUCAGGGCUGUACGUUGGAGUCCUGCUGGACGCUCCUGUCGGUAACUGGGACGGCUUUUGUAAAGAAGAGAAGCUCUGCCACAUUCCAUCUCCUCUGUAUGGACGACUUCUGCCAAUCACCAAGGUUUCCCCCGAGCCUCAGUCCCACCGUCACCACCUUCCUCCCCACAUUCCCAAGUCCAUCCUGAAGCCUGUGCUGCCACCCGUCUCUAAGCCAGGUCCUGCGUCACCACCCGCCUCUGCUCCCAAAGUCGCCCUCAUGCCCCCCACCAAGCAAGCACUUAACCCCCCUCCACUGCCACCACCAAAACCCAAUCCCAAACCCCUGCCUCUUGUCCCUUUCCCACCUCCCAAACCCCGCAGCCCGACUUCGCCAACCUCCACCGAGCAACUUCAGCGCACCAACGGCGUGCACGGCCCUCCAUCACCGCUUAGGUUGCCAGACAACGAUGAGGCUGCCGAGGGGGACCGGGAUGCAGGACUGGAGAGCGAGCUGGAGGUGGGGUCGAUGGUUGAAGUGAACGAACCGCCGCUUUUUGGAGUUGUUCGCUGGAUUGGACGUAUCAGUGGGAUUUCAGAGCUCGUGGCAGGAAUUGAGCUGGACAAGGAGAUUUCUGCAGGAACCGACGGCAGCUACCUCGGCGAACGUCACUUCCGCUGCCCGGCCAACAAGGGGCUGUUUGUCAAGCUUCGCAACUGUAGACGGGACUCCAGGUUUCCCGCCCCUGAGACACCUGUCAAUCAAGUGGAACGAUGCAACUCUGUAGCCUUUGCAGAAUGGGGAAGCGAGCGCGUGGAGGAGCACACGCCUCCUGUGGACGGGGACGAGGCCAUUGAGCUCUACCAGGGCUGGAAGAGAGGCAUCCAGGGUCACCUCAACUCCUGCUACCUGGAUGCUACGCUCUUCAGUCUUUUCUCCUGCUGCAGUUCAGCAGACUGGGUGUUGUUUUGGCCCUCGGACCCUGAAACGGACCUGAACUCCAGUCAGGCUCAGGACCUGCUGCGCUGUGAGAUAGUCAACCCCCUGCGACGGUUUGGCUACGUGUGUGCCAGUAAGACCAUGGCCCUGAGAAGACUGCUGGAGGCUGCUAACAGCGACACGGGCUUCACCAGCCAGGAGAAAGAUCCUGAAGAGUUCCUCAACAAGCUUUUCCAGCUCCUCCGGGUUGAGCCACUCCUCAAGAUCAGGUCCAUGACCCAGCAGCCUCAGGAGUGUCACCUCUACCAGCUCUUCCCACCUACUCUUCCUGCCUCACCCUCCUCACCCUCACCCCUCUCCCCAGUUGACUCCCCCAUUGCUCUCACCUCUCCAUCGUCCAGUCGGAUGAGAGUCGCCAGCGUCCAGACACUGCUGGAGUCCUCCUUCCUCCACGCCGGCCUCAAGUUUGUUGAGGCUCCGUCCUGCCUCUUGCUGCUCAUGCCUCGGUUUGGAAAGGACUUCAAAAUGUUUGAUGCCAUCUUACCAACUCUCAGCAUGGACAUCACAGACCUACUGGAUGACACUCUGAGACAGUGCAGCAUCUGUCAGGCUGUAGCCGAGUGGGAGUGUCUCCAGUGUUAUGAAGACUUGGACAUCACUCCAGGCCAUCUCAAACAGUACUGCCAGACCUGUAACACUCAGGUUCACAGUCACAGGAAGCGGGCGUCCCACAGCCCGGUGAAGGUUGCCAUCCCCGGGGGUUCAUGGUCAGGUCCUCUGCACUGCACCCGCCAGCGAAUGUCUCUCUUUGCCGUGACGUGCAUCGAGACCAGCCAUUAUGUGAGCUUCAUCAAGCACGGACCCCUCCUCACUGACUGGCUGUUCUUUGACAGCAUGGCAGACCGGGAAGGUGGCGAGAACGGCUUCAACGUACCCCAGGUGAAGGCAUGUCCAGAGGUGGGCCGCUACCUCAGCCUGUCAGAGGAGGAGCUGAGCAGAGUGGACCCCGCGUCCUUACGGGAGCCCGCCCGCCGCCUGCUGUGCGACUCCUACAUGUGUCUGUACCACAGCCCUGAGCUCAGCCUAUACAAGUGAUGUGGACACACACACACACGUCUGAGCAUGGAGCAAGAUACUGAACAUUUUGUCCUCAGGUUCUUCAGUCUUAUCUAACUGUCAGUCAGCACGUCCAUAAUUUAAAAUAAUAGAGGUAAUAAUGAUAAUAAUAUAAAUUUUCAGUGUCUUAGACCCUGUUCACCCUCAGCAAUAAAAUUCAAUAAAAUGCAUCUUGGGUGAUUCAAGAAAGACUGCAGCACAGGAAUAUUAAGAGAUGUGUUUGUAAUUCAGAAACUGUUGCUGUUACACAGUUUGUCCACCUGAGAGCACUGAUAACAUCAUAUUUCGACCGAAACCUGUCCAGUUCAGUUUAUCUCUGAUCAGACUGAAAGACUGCCUGCUCAGUGUGCAUUUAGGUUAUGAAAGUUUGUACUAAAGGCAAGUAACACUUUCACAGUCCAGAUUAGAUGUUUAGUUUUGCUGUCUUGCUGCUAUUUUCCCCCACAGAUAACAAAUGAAUGUGUGAGAAAGAUGCAUAAUCUAACCACACUCAGGAUCAUAUCUGUUUCUGUCUUAAAAGUACUGAUCAGAGCUUCAGAACUAAAAGUGUCCUCAGACAAAAUAAAAAUGUGAUAAUCCAGUAAAUGUAACACAAGAACAGCAGUGUGACAAACAGCCUGCAGCUUACUGGUUGUUCAAGAGCUUUGUACACACAUGACGUUGGUGGUACAUUAGUCUGCUGGGGGGAGGCAGUACUCGUGUUUACGCCUAAGUUGAGCUGUGUUCAUGAGAGUGAUGCUUACACGCUGUACAGAACCACUGUGUCUGUAACAUGUAACAAACGUACACUUUAUAAAAUAAUUUGCACUGCUUCAUUUACAGGUCAGUAUGUGUAUAUAUAUGAUACCACUGCCUUCAGCUGACUGCAAAUACUUUAAAGUUUAAUGGGGACAGUGUCCUGGCUAAUAAAUGAUUUGAUACUCUUC
Scatophagus argus is the source of this 3983-nucleotide messenger RNA. RefSeq names its product ubiquitin carboxyl-terminal hydrolase CYLD (gene cyld3). The transcript has 17 exons. The record is from RefSeq and is a predicted model, not a curated record. The coding region runs from base 112 to 3036 and encodes 974 amino acids. NCBI's taxonomy places the organism in Eukaryota, Metazoa, Chordata, Actinopteri, Scatophagidae. Gene Ontology annotation, biological process: necroptotic process; regulation of intrinsic apoptotic signaling pathway; regulation of mitotic cell cycle. Gene Ontology annotation, molecular function: K63-linked deubiquitinase activity; cysteine-type deubiquitinase activity. Gene Ontology annotation, cellular component: cytosol.